UCAUGUAUUCAGUUUUCUAGAGUGAACGCUGUCUCCAAUGAGAACUUAGGAUUUUUACAACAAAUGAAUGACCACUUAUGCGGAGAGAAUAAAGUUAACCUCUUCGGCAGACGUCACGUCGAGCAAACACUUUUCCACUCUGUUGACAUGCAUUGAAAAUUGAUGAAUCAUUUCGCCAUUUUCCUAAAGAAAGAAAGAAAGAAAGAAAAGAUCAAUUUUUACGCUCGACAGAAGUUUCGCGAGCAUCUUUUUUUUUGCCGUUUUUGACUCAAUUUGAAAAUUAGAGACUGAACUGAUCUUUCACCGAAACAAGCUUACUGUGCAUGAGUUCCACUUUUGUUAUUCAAAUAAUUUAUUUAAAUAAACUUCACCCAAUACUUGUUUUUUGUAAAAUUCAUGCUUGAAUGAUACUGAUAAAAUUUACAUUUCAGCUUUCUUUCUCGAUGCGUGACUGAAUACCAUACAACUGUAAAACGGUAUCGGUAAUCAAUUUGUCAACUGAAGCCCGCAAAUUCUGUUUGCAGUGGUUUGCAGACAUCUAAGAUGGCAGAGAUCGAAGCUGGGCAAGCAUUAGCACCUGGAUAUUCAGACAAAAUUCAGUACGAAUCCGCGACAAAAAAACGCCACAAGCUAUUCAGAGUUAAACGAAAGACAGCUUUUGUGAUUGCAGCUCUCAUAGCAGUGCUGGGUUUUAUUUUCUUUAUCAUAGGUUUGGUUCUCUUAGUGAAGAGUCGUAGCGCCAAAUCUGAGACACAUAAAACAAGCAUUGAGGGAGACAUCCGUGAAGAUGAUGAGAUUGCAAAGUGCGCAUUUUCAGCCGAGGCAAAGCGUGUAGGUCUCCUUGACUUUUUGAAGAGGAUUGAUAGUACCGUCCGUGAGCUUCAUCCCUACGAUGCUCGUUUCAUGACAGGAGUCUCCAUUGAAGAUAAGAAAAAGAUAUUCCAACCAUAUAACCCAACCCCGGAGAGUAUCAAAGCCAUUUCUGAACGCGCGCAUUCUAUGUUGGAGGAGUUGGGAAGUUUAAAGAUCGACAAGAAGCUUCUCCUUACACGUGAACGGCGCAUGAUCGCUAAAACGCAUCAUUUCUUGAAGCAUUACUUCGGGCGGCCUUUUGAAAACAAUUAUUUAGCCGGUUACUGGAUGUUGGGACCAGGCAGGUACUGCUAUCGGACUUUCAAGGGCAUCACAUCUAUCAAGCAACAGCUCACCACCGUAUUUCUCCUUUUCGCUCCUAAGACAGCGUCUGAACUGGAAGCAGCUUUGAAUCUUCUCGCCAAAUUCAAAACCGGGAUUAAACAGUUCAAGGAAAACUUGAAAAGCGGGAUUCGAACCGGUAUGGUAGGGUCCGUCACUGUGUGCAAAGAAGGAAAAGAAUGUCUAGAAGACAUUUACAUUGAGGUCUCUUCGCAGCAAUCGGGCCGCGGAAUCCUGACGGCUUUUCAAGAUCAAAUUUCAACCUUUGUCUCUGAACUAAGCUCCCACGAGGCUGCAAAGAUUAUGGCAAAGCACGGAAUGAAUGGUGCUGAUGUUGUGGAGGAGAGCCUCGUUCGUAAUGUUGGAUCACCGUUGCUUGAUUUAUUUGAGUACCUUCAGAAUGAACACUUGUCACACUGCUUACCGACCAAUGUGUCAAGUGGACUGGGUACGUUGCCUGUCAAUCAUGUCUACCUCAACGGGAGUAAAACCUUGGAGAUGACAAAUCCGACUUUCAGAGAAGGAAACACGGUCCUACCUGGAAAGGAGUCUUACAAAAACUUCUUGUCUUACUACACAACACAAGAAAUUACACCAGUUGAAGUUCAAGAUUUGGGCUGGGAGAUGUUGGAGAAACUUUACCUACAAGCGGUGGAUAUUGCUAAGAAGAUCACCAAACAGGACACGGAGGAGAUAGCUGUAAAUCAGUUUACAAAAUACCUCAACUCGACGGAAAUGUACUUUAAUGAAAACCCUUUUCCGGAAAAUGAAUCUAAUGAAGAGGCCUUUCGCAAAUGCAAGAGUGAGGAGGCCGCCCAAAUCUAUUGUCCACAGCGUUACAAAACGAUGUUAAAAUGGCUGGAUUUGUCACGCAACACCAUUUCACGCCUUCUGCCAAAAUUGACAGAUUUAUUUUACUUCACUGGAAACAAGACCACCGUUCCCACCUGCCCAGUUGCUAUGGAAAUAUCAUUCAAUCCCUUACAACCCGUGCAAAGUUAUUCUACGAGUGGAAGUUCAUGUCAAUCGCCCAGCAAGUACAAGGUGCCCUUCUUUGUUGAUCGAAUGGGGCCAAAGUACUUUGAGUUCACAGUGAAUGCACAUGAGGCUAGCCCCGGACACCAUUUGCAGUCUCAGGGAUACGUAGAAAACUUCCGAGAUGCAUGCCGGGAAGGCGUCAAUUUUCAAUUCCUAAAGGAUAUUACAGGAAUUGCCAUUAGAGAGGGUUGGGGUUUAUACUCCGAGAAUCCACUAGCAGCACAGGAUACAGAUCUAUAUCACAACCGUAUCCUUGAACGUUACGGUGCUCUCAAGGGUCAAAUAUGGCGCGCACUUCGCCUCAUCAUAGAUACCGGCCUCCAUUCUAGGAACAUGACGCGAGAAAAAGCCAUAGAUCUCUUUCGGCGUUAUAUGUGGGAUUACAGCGACGUUGUUCCAAACGAGGUUAGUCGAUACCAGGCAUAUCCGGGACAGGCGACCGCCUACAUGACUGGUCAGCUGGCAAUUUGGAGAAUGCGCAAUGAAACUUCAAAGAAACUCGGAGCAAAGUUCAAAAUACAAGAUUUUCAUUAUCAAGUAUUGUCUCAAGGCGAAGUUCCAAUUUCAUACCUUCAGACCCAUAUUGAGGAGUACGCCAACUGUGUCCUGCAUGAAAGAGGCAACGGUUGUUGGGAUGCUCUUACUGUUGUUAACGAACAAGAGCAUUACGGACAGACAUCUGCAAUAGAUGAGCAACAACAGCGGGUAAUACGAGAGAAAUUAAACCAGCUAUAUCCCGCAGACUCUUGUAUAUUUUAGCGAUGUAAAUGAUAACACGUAGCAUAGAGUAUUUUAAUGUCCACAUUGGGAAUUUUUGUAGUCAAUUGACAGAGAUCUCAGACUAAUGCUAUUUUCUGAGCAACUGCACACCUACCCCUCCCCUAACCCGAUAACAGUUAACUGAUAGCGCACCUACCCCUCCCCUAACCCAACAACAGUCCACUGUAAACAGCUUAGGGUUAAAAUGUACAUGUUGGGUCAGGGGAAGGGUAGGUGCGCAAUUGUUCAGAUUCUGUAAUAAUAAUUUAUCUGAGAUCUCGCUGUCUAAGAGAAAACACUAAAUACAGCCUUAAACUCUUUUAUUCGUUGAAAAACAAGGGAGCACUUGGUCAUUAUAAGAGCUUCAUUGCUUUUUUUUUAGACUUUAUCUGCCGUGUGUUUUUCCAUUGGCUCAGCGGGACAGAAAUAGGAGGGAAAUGUUUUCUUAUAGUCCGCCGGAGCCUGGUAAUGAAUCAUGUGAUUUUUGACGGGGAGUUUUCUUUUUUUUUUAAGCCCGCCAUAUCUGUCGUUUUCUCGCCCACCAACUCAUUCGAUAGAUUUCAAGUUUAAGUGAUGAAAUGAUCUUCUCAGGUGAGUUGCUAAAAUUGCGGUCCGCCUGCGAGGAUCAUUUCACUGAAGAUUUGUGAUCAAAUUUCACGUUACACUACACAGUGUCGUCAGUCGUAUUGAUAUUUGCGCGUAUGGAUCUGCAUGUAUGGAUCUGUUGAGUCUGCAGAAAAGGUUCGAGUUGAUAGCAUUCUUCAUGUCAUCGCUGUCGAUGGUUUGUGAGAAAAAUGUCAAAUUAGUUUUGUAAAUAAACAAAGAAGGCAAUGAUAGAAAAAAGAAAGUAGAAAUAUCGCUUAUUGCACACGA
Messenger RNA from Pocillopora damicornis (cauliflower coral), 3864 nucleotides. RefSeq lists its product as uncharacterized. NCBI's taxonomy places the organism in Eukaryota, Metazoa, Cnidaria, Anthozoa, Scleractinia, Pocilloporidae. The record is from RefSeq and is a predicted model, not a curated record.